GAAAGUUAGUAAGCACAAAAGAUGAAUUGCGUUUAUUUUGAUACACCCCGCUAACGUGAACUACGUGUAACUGCAAUUUACGCUCAACUGUGUGGUUAAAGUUAUCCUCUAUUUAACUGCUAAAGAGGCAGUAAAAAAGUAAUUAAGAAUUUUGUACAAUCGUCCCCAGUCAUUUUAUCGUCUCACCUCCGAGCAGCAGCUUUUCCCUUUCCUUUGUUUAGCAUAUCAUAUUAUCAUUUAGAAAUAUUUAUGCAGAUCUUUACUUUUAACAUCUCCCCUGGAUCUACCCCCUGCUAUCUUUACAAAAUAUUUAACACUCAUUAGACUUUUUCAUGUUUCAUCUCUUUUUAUACACAAUUAACUGACAUAUUUUUUGAGGAGAAGAGGAGUUUUUGGGCCUCGGUCAGAUUCCUAUCUUUUACGGAUUCCUGUUUUGUUUAGAUAAUUAUGCCCUCUUCAUUUUUUUUUAUUGUUAUAGAAUGUUAUUCAGAAAACCUCUUUCAAGAAACCAGUCUGUGUAAUAUUUAAAAAUAUUUUGAUAAUUUCAGAUAUUGACGAGUGUUCUCUGGGAAUCCACAAAUGUCAUGCUCAAGCAAGUUGUAUCAACAUUAAUGGGUCAUAUCGUUGUGAAUGUCUCGUUGGGUAUUCUGGUGAUGGAAGGAUGUGUAAAGGUAAGUACAUAUAAGUAAGUCAAUCACCCAAUAACAUGCGUGAAGUUUGUUUUUUUCAAGCUUCCCCAUGUAUAUUACUAGGGACACUUCACGUCUCUAAGUCAUAUAUUCUCACUGAGCAAGCUGUCGGCAUUCGGCUGCAACAUGUGGGAAACGUCCACCUCCUCUCAAAACGCGCAUUCUGUACCUUUUCCAAGAUUUUGUUUUUGUCAAUAACGUACAUUUCUCAUAUCAUUCUUUCAGUUUUCUUUUAUAAUUUAACCCUGAUCCCAAUACAUGUCAACUCAUUUAACAUCUGGUAUCUGAUGUGCAAUUGAAAAGUAUACAAAAAAUUGUAAUACAAACAUCCAUAACGUCACAUUAAUUCAGAAAAAGUACACAGGGAAAAUUUUAUCAUCAUAGUUGGAAAAAUUAAUCCGUGCUCACUAAAUUUCUUUUUUUGAAAGACUUUUCUAUCAAUGAAAGUUUUUGACAAUUUUGUCGACGAUUAUAAGCAGCUUGAACUCUGGAGAAUCGCGUUCCAGCAAUCAUUUCUUUAAUUUUUUAGCAAAAGCAAACAAUUUGAAUCUGUCCUCUUUCCAGUAAUUCUGGAUCCUGGGCCUUGUUCCCUGUCCUAUCAAUCCGCCUCUGACUCUUUCUAGCUUUUUCGUCAAUAAUUUUCUAGUUUCCCUGCAAUUAUCCUUUACAGAUUCCUGUUUUGUCUAAACAAUAAUGCCAGCUCCAUCGUGUUUCUUAUUGUUAUAGAAUGUCGUUCAGACAAGCUAGUUAAUUGAACCAGUCUAAUAUUGAACAAAAAUAUUUCAGAUAUUGACGAGUGUUCUUUGGGAAUCCACAAAUGUCAUGCACAAGCAAGUUGUACCAACACUAAUGGAUCAUAUCGUUGUGAAUGUCUCGUUGGGAAUUCUGGUGAUGGAAAGGUGUGUAAAGGUAAGUACAUGUGAGUAUUACGAAAACUGUGGAUGUAUCCUCUCGCCUAUCUUGCUAGCAGACGUUCAUUUUGGUUGGGCCUGCCCGGUAGGAGCAUGGCAUUUUUUCUCGGGCGAGAGGGAGCUAAUAAUCUAAAGGCUUGCGUUCAGUUGGUUUUUUGCGGUCAGUUGGGCCAGUUCAUGUCUCUAAAUCGUAUAUUUUUACUGUGGAAGUCAUCAGCAUUCUUCUAUAACCUUCAACGGCCUUAUAAAUCCCAAGCAUUCAGCUACAAUUUGAGAGAAACAUCUUCUCUCGAAACGCAAAUUCUGUACUUGCCCUAGAUAUCUUCUUUGCCAGUGAUGUUUCUCAUAUCAAUCCUUUAGUUUACUUCUUUAAUUCAUGCAGCCAUUCUUAACACAUAACAGCUCAAUUCAUAUCUGGUAUCGGAUGUGUGAUUGAAAAGUAUGCAAAAAAGUUAUAAUGCAAACAUCCGUAAUGUGAACUAAACAGAAUAGUUGUCCAGAGAAAAUUUCAUCACCACAAGCGUCCAGUGGGAAAAAUUAAUCCGCACUUACGCGGGUUCCUUUUGGAAAGAUUUUUUUGUCAACAAAUAGCCUGCACUGAGUUCGGCCAAUCGCCUUCCAGGAAUCAUAUCUGAAAUGAAUUUUUAGUAAGAGCAAAAUUUCUGAAUCUUUCUUCUUUCCAUUAAUUUAAUUCUAGGCCCCAAAGUUCUUCGGACCUCGGUCUGCAUCCUAUUGCCCGAUCGCUCAAUCCGCUCUCGAUCCUUGGGUAUGACGGCUUCUCCGUCAAUAAAUUUUUAGUUUCUCUGCCAAUAUCAUAUAUAAAUUCCUGUCUUGUCUAGACAACCAUGCUAGCUCCUUCCUUUUUCAUUGUUCUAGAAUGUUAUUCAAAAAAGCUGGAAUAUUGAACAAAAAUAUUUUGAUUAUUUCAGAUAUUGACGAGUGUUCUCUUGGAAUCCACAAAUGUCAUGCAAACGCAGUUUGUAUCAACACUAAUGGAUCGUAUCGUUGCGAAUGUCUCGUUGGGUAUUCUGGUGAUGGAAAGAUGUGCAAAGGUAAGUACAUGUUAGUAAGCCAAUCUCCCAAUAACGUUGUGAGAGUGAAGUUGGGGUUUUCAAGUUUCCCGAUGUAUAUCUCUAACGCACGUACUCUAAAAGCUCACUCACACUCAAUGAGUGGAAGUUCAAUCUGAGCUUCUCUCGAGUGUCAUUGCUGUUUUGAAUAGCUGGAAGGCUAGUGUCAUACCUUACUAUGUGACUGCUCACUCUCCAGCUUUUCAAAAACAGCAUUGACACUCAACAGAAGCUCAGCUUGAAACUCCACUCAUUAAGUGAGUGGGUGAGUGAGCUUUUAGAAUACGGGCGUAAAUCAUAUACUCUCACCGAGCAAGUUGUUGGCAUUCUGCUACAACGUGUGGGAAUUUCUCCUCUUCUGUCAAGAUUCCGCACUUUCCCGAGAUCUCUUUUUUGUCAAUGACAUUUUCAUAUCUCGAAUCGGAUGUGUAAUUAAAAACUACUGAUACGCGUUAGUCAUUUUAUCGUCUCACUUUCUGACCAGUUGCUUGUCAGAUCUUACAUUGAGCGAACAGGGUAUGAUGGGUAUUGUUGAUCUUGAGUCUUAGAUUCGAUCUUUGAGCCUUAGAUUGACCAAAUAGCCCAACAUCGAAAGUGUUCAUUACAAUGUUCUAGCAUUGUUGCAAAGCGAAUUUGCCGAGUUCAAGGUUUUAAAUAUAGGGAGUUAUCCAUCAUCCCUUGCCCGCUCAAUCUUUAAGGUUUAAGAUUUUUUAAGGGCAACCUUUUUUGAAUUAGCUGCGAUAAAAUCAAGCAUAGUCUAAGAAGAAUAUUUUUGAUUUUUUCUUAAGGGAGACAUAACAUUGUUAAUUUUAUUAUUGAGGAUAUUCUAUAUGUAAUAUGUUCACUCCCUUGUUUACAAUGGUGUAUUUUGUAUAAUCAGGUCUCCUAUAUCAAGCAUGCAAGUUGUUAAUUAAUUAAUUAAUUAAUUAAUUAAUUAAUUACUUAAUUAAUUAAUUAAUUAAUUAAUUAAUUAAUUGACAACCUGCAUGCUUGAUAUAGGAGACGUGAUUAUACAAAAUACACCAUUGUAAACAAGGGAGUGAACAUAUUACAUAUAGAAUAUCCUCAAUAAUAAAAUUAACAAUGUUAUGUCUCCCUUAAGAAAAAUUCAAAAAUAUUCUUCUUAAUUAAUUAAUUAGUUAAUUAAUUAAUUAAUUAAUUAAUUAAUUAAUUAAUUAAUUAAUUAAUUAAUUAAUUAAUUAAUUAAUUAAUUAAUUAAUUAAUUAAUUAAUUAAUUAAUUAAGCAUACUGAUAGUCAAAGAAAAAAUUUGAGCUGAUCAUUGCGUUUAGAAACAUGACUUCUGCACUUGUCUGCUAUACUAUUUUUACACAAUAUCUUGUCCUCAUUAGACCUUCUCCUUUUUUAAUAUCUCUGUUUGCUCUUUUUAUAUACAACAUAUACUGACAUAGCUUGAUACAUUGGGUAUGACAGCUUCUACUUAGUCUCCCUACCAUUAUCUUUAUAGGUUACUGUCUUGUCUAGACAAUCAUGCCAACUCCAAUUAUAUUUUUUUACUGUUAAUGUAUUCAGAAAAAAUCUUUCAUUUGCCCAGUCUGUGUAAUUGAACAAAAUAUUUUGAUUAUAUCAGAUAUUGACGAGUGUUCUGUCGGAAUCCAGAAAUGUCAUAUACAAGCAAGAUGUAUUAACAAUAAUGGAUCAUAUCAUUGCGAAUGUCUCGUUGGGUAUUCUGGUAAUGGAAAGUUGUGUAAAGGUAUGUAAGCUAAGUAUAAGUGUGAUUGUGCUAACCAUCCUAACUUGCAGCUGAGGCCUGGACUAGAUUACGAAGGCUGCAGCUAAACCGGAUUCGGUUGACGGCUAAAGAAGGCGUCUGCGACUCGGCCACCUGAUCUGUUCACGUAACACUGCUGCAAUGAAACGGUUACUUAAUGUUUUAUCUCAAUUUGGAGAUAUGAAAAGAAAAGUGUCUGUAUAUUGAGCUGUCGCCCAAACAAAUAAAGAAACCACUUUUCCUCACGACGCAGGGAAUUCGGGGAGGAUGGAGGUCCCUGUCAGUUAGUUUUUAGUUGGUUCGUAAAUGGACAACUGGCAAUUCGUUUCUUUAAUUCCCUUUGAAUUUUUAAUUUUCAGGGGACGUGUAGAUACAUUCUGUUUGAUGUAAUAUAGACUUUUUCUCUUGUAAUAAUGUAUACGAACAAAAUUAAACCUAGAAUGUUUUGAUUAUUUCAGAUUUUGACGAAUGUUCUCAUACCAAGCACACAUGCGAUGCAAAUGCAAAAUGUAAAAACACCAUUGGAUCAUACCUGUGUGAAUGUUCCUCUGGAUUUUUAAAAGACGGAAAUAUUUGCACCGGUAUUGAAUAUCUUUAAGAAAAUUAAUUAACAAUUCCGUAUUAAUUACUACAUUUAAUUGACAUUACUACAUUUAAUUAAUGGACAUUAUUUCAGAUAUUGACGAAUGUUCUCUGGGUAUACACACAUGCGAUGUAAAUGCUAAUUGUAAAAACAAUAUUGGAUCAUACCAAUGUCAAUGUCACACUGGAUUUUCUGGAGAUGGAAGCACUUGCAUAGGUAUGAGAACUUCUACAAAAAAAUUUGUAUUAAUUUAGAGAUAACGCACUGUAUACCUAUAGAGAUUACUUAACAUGACUAAAAAGUUGAUUAUAUAUUUGAGACAUGGAUGAGUGUUUCCUGGGCAAUAACAAGUGCCAUGCAAAGGCAAAAUGUAGCAACACUGCUGGAUCCUAUCAUUGUGUCUGUCUUGUUGGAUAUUCUGGAGAUGGAAAUAUAUGUAAAGGUACAUUUUUAGUUCAAAAGAGUCAAUGAGUGAGAAGGAGUCGUUUUGGGAUCAAUUUGACCCCAUAACGACUCUUUUACUAUCGUUUUAACUCUUUUGAAUUUAGAGUGUAGAAAACUUUAAUACUUUCAAAAAAGGUGUUCAUGUAUGAAGGUCCCAUAGGAUGGGGUCUAGUCCCAUUUUCCAACCCACUUCUUUGUCUAAAUCCCAUUACUGGGCCCUUCAACUUAAUAUCUUCCAGAACAGUUGUUUCACCUAUAUGUUCACUUUCGGAACACAAUAUUCUGCAUCCAACUGCUAGCUAGCUCUCUUUACACAUAACUUCACGAAGUGAAAGGUUUGAAGUUCAUAAAUACCUGCCAUUUUUGUCACAUACUAGGCAUACGAAGUAAUUCACUGACUUCCAAUGCUAUAAAAAAUGACUUCGACUCAGAAAAUGGUAGAAUUCAGUCUUCCAUGCAGGAUAUUUUUAGACAAUCAAAAGUAAUUCUGUAGCUUUCUUCGAAGUUAUUUAAACUCUGAGAUAUCUAACUGCAGCUUUACAAUAGAAUAUGAGUUUUUCUAAUUCCCACUUUUGUGUCUGUCAUUUCCAAUCCCAGUAACCCAACUUCCAUUUCCCCAGUCCAAAAAAGGAAAUCCCAGAGACAAGGAAUCUUGUUUUCGCAUUCUUAUACUAUUUCACAUUUUUUUCUUGAUGGUAAAUAGCAUUUAUUCAAUUUAUGAAAAUUUCAGUGUAAUUGGAAUUUCUGCUCUUCCUUUGUCUUGGAAUUACGUUUUUCCAAACACACGCUGGUCAUAUUCAGCAAGUACAGCAGGCUCGCAUUUUCCAGCGGACUUGCGGUAAAAAUUGAAAGUUUUGCAUUUCGCACAGUACUAUAUUAGAUGUCCGCUGCAAUACGAGCCCGCACGAGUGGGAGUAAUUUCGCUAAAUUUGGCCAAAUGUGACAAACAAGAGCAAGAUAUUCCUUAUCCGUGACCAAAUGAAUCUAUUUAAUAAUAAAUCACUGCAUGAAACUAGACAUUACUGAAAGCAUUAUCAUUGUGUUUCAGAUAUUGACGAAUGUUCUCUGGGCAGCAAUAAAUGCGCUUUAAAUGCGAAAUGCAAAAAUACGAUUGGAUCAUAUCUAUGUCAAUGUCACACUGGAUUUUCGGGAGAUGGAAACAUAUGCAAAGGUAUGGCAAAUUUUUAAAACACAUCACCUACUUCAACCUGCAUCCUACUUCAACCGAAUUUUUAAAAUAUAAAACUACGCCUGUAGAAUACUUCCUCCAACCAGCUUCGCCAGCCUCUCCUUUUUUGAAAGAAACAUUAAGGACACGUACAAAAAAUGUUUACAGACAAAAUUUGACAUAGACAUGCAGGGACGUUGCGAGGACUUUGCCUUUGGGGGUUGUAAGGUUAGAAUUACCUGAAAUUAUCCAACUGAACAUUUUUACCUGAUUUUGCGACGCAUGCAUACCCAGAACAUUUUAGUCGCAAAAAUUUUUCCGGAAAUAUCAAAUAUUUUCCAAACAUAUCGUAAUUUUCGCGAUUAUAUAAAAUUAUCUCCGCAUGUUUUGAAUGAAUUUUUUGUGAUAUCUCUGAUCAUUUACCAAUAGUUCAUAUACAAAAUUCAAAAAAUUACCAUGAAAAAAACUUCAAAAACUGAAUUUACCUGUAAAAGGAUUCUCAAUGAUGCCAAUGUUCAAUCAUUUACUAAUACAAUUAAAAAUAUAUAACACUACAGAGUCCUACAACAAAUUUUUCAACUUAUUUUCAACAUGAAUUUUUUUUCUGUGUUGGUGUUGUGUACUCAGGUGAAUAAUAUGUUUGCGAUGUUACUCUGAGUGCAUAUCCACACCGGGCGAGCUUGAAAAAUAUGCCCGGCCACGGUGGGAUUCGAACCUACGACCUUGGGAAUUACUCGAACCGUCCUGACCUCGUAGCUCAGUUGGAAGAGCGUUGGGCUAGUAUUCCAAAGGUCAUAGGUUCGAAUCCCACCGUGGCCGGGCAUAUUUUUCAAGCUCGCCCGGUGUGGAUAUGCACUCAGAGUAACAUCGCAAACAUAUUAUUUUCAAUAUCCUAUGAAAAAACUUUCAUUAGCAAAGAAAGUGACGAAAAGUAAGAUUGACAAAAAUAGAAGCCCAUGGAUGACAAGUUGUAUUGCAAAAUCAGUUAAACAAAAGAACAGGUUAUAUAAAAAAUGCUUCCAAUACCCUAAAGGAGAAAACGAAAAAAUAUACAAAAAAUAUAAAAAUAAAUUAAAUCAUGUAAUAAAAGUGGCAAAAAAGAAAUAUUAUGAAGAACAAUUAAUACAAUAUAAACAUAAUACAAAGGUAUUAUGGAAAACAUUAAAUGAAAUUAUGAACCGAAAUAAGAUAAAUAGGAUGUUACCAAACGAAUUUAAUGGUAAUAGACCAGGAGAAAAAAUUACUGAUCCAAAUGCAAUAGCAAAUAGAUUCAAUGACUAUUUUGUAAAUAUUGGCCCAAGUCUAGCAAAAAAGCUCCCGAAUUCCAAAACAGCCUUUGAGAAAUAUCUCACUAACAGCUGUAAAAAUAGCUUCUUUAUUAGUCCAAUAACUAAAUAUGAAUUAGAAAAUGAGAUAAACAAUUUGAAUUCCAAAAAAAGCCCUGGGUAUGAUGGAAUAAAUUCACAAGUUAUCAAAACAGUUGCUACAGAAAUUUCUGAACCACUUUCACAUGUGUUCAACUUGACUUUCCUCACAGGAAUUAUCCCUGAUGAUCUAAAAAUACUAGUUAGCCCUAUUUUCAAGGAAAACGAAAAGAAUGAAUUUAAAAAUUAUCGGCCCAUAUCUGUUCUCACUUGUUUUUCUAAAUUAUUAAAAAAACUUAUGUAUAAGAGAUUAAUUAACCACAUAGAAAAAAAUAACAUAUUAACACAACGUCAGUAUGGUUUUAGGGAAAAUAUAUCCACUGAACUUGCAAUCAUAGAACUUGUUGACAGAAUUACUAAAGCAAUCGAUAAAGGAGAAUACACGAUAGGUAUUUUCCUCGACUUGUCAAAAGCCUUUGACACAAUUGAUCACAAGAUAUUGAUCUAAAAACUUGAUCACUAUGGUAUACGCGAAAUAACUCAAUUAUGGUUUGAAGAUUAUUGAAGAAAUAGAAAACAAAUUGUUAAAUUCAACCAAAUUAAAUCAAAAGAAAUGGUAAUUAAGAGUGGUGUCCCACAGGGGUCAAUUCUUGGGCCAAUACUCUUUCUGCUUUAUAUAAAUAAUAUUGAAAAUUGCAGUAAAUUGAUUUCAUUUAUAUUAUUUGCAGAUGACACUAAUAUAUAUUUUAUAGUAACAAGUGUCUAAAAACACUUAGUAAUAUUAUACAAACAGAAAUUGAUAAAGUUGCUGAAUAGUUAAAUGUGAAUAAAUUAUCUUUAAAUACUACAAAAACUAAAGUUAUUUUAUUUAGAUUCCAAAUAAAAAACCAAGCCAAAUAAUUAAAAUUAACAUAAAUGGUAAAAAUAUUGAACAAUUAGUUAAAACUACAACCUUCUUUGGUAUUAUCAUUGACGAAUAUUUGACCUGGAAAGAUCAUAUAGCUAAGGUAACAAAGAAAGUAGUUAGAGCUUCUGGUAUAAUAGCUAAAAUGCGACACUUCGUGAACCGAAAUUCAUUAAAACUGAUAUAUUAUGCAUUAGUCUAUCCAUAGUUGAUUUAUGGCAACUUAACAUGGGGUAAUACUUAUAAAAGUAGAAUCCAAAAAUAAUGAAUAUACAAAAAAAAUUGUGCGCCUAGUGACUUUCAAGUCUUACUUAGAGCACAGUGAGCCAAUUUUCAAAGAUUUAUAUAUCCUAGACAUCUUCAAUAUCAAUUACUAUUUAACUGCCUUAUUUAUGUUUCGAUACAACCACCUUAAUAAUUUACUAGAUUUCUUUAAAAAUUAUGUUUUAAUAAACAACCAAAUUCAUGAACAUAACACGAGAAAUGCUUCAAAGCUUCACAAAUGUUAUAAAAGGACAAAUUAUGUAAAACACACUCUCUCAAAUAAAGGAUUUGAUGUAUGGAAUUCGUUAGAAACAAAACUUAAUCAAAUAAACUUCUGUAACACCUUCAAAAAAAAAAUUAAACAACAUUUUCUGCUAUACACAAUGCCAAUAUAUAAGACAUGCAAUAUAUAACAUGUACUUCUUAUCUAUAUGUAUAUAAUAUACUACUUCAGUAUAUGGUAGCCCAAUCAUUGUAAAAAUUCAAAUGUAUCUACAACAUAUUUAAUUUAUAUAAUACGAAAAUUCUCCCUUCUUUUUCUCUUUUGUACAUAUAGUAUAUAUACAUCAAAACUUUCUGAUUUUACACAUUGUAUUGAUUGACUGUAAAUAAUUAAUAUGUAAUCUAUCGCAAAUGAACAGUAACUAGAGGCCUAAAUAAAAAAGUCUAUCAAGAUUUCUAGUUGUUCUCUAGCCCAAAAUCUUUAAAUUAUUGUAACAUAUUUUAAGUAGCUUUUUUUAUAUAUAUACAUGGGAAAACAAUAAAAAAAAAGUACAAAAAAUUUUUCCGACAUCAUAAUUUUUUCCAAAAUUCUUAAUUUUUACGAAAACACAAAACAAUUUUCCAAACAUAGACUUUCUUUACCACUGAAAACUACGUGAACUUGAAAUCUACCUGAAUUUACCUGAAAAUCUAAUGCAAAUCUACAUGAAAUAGCUCAUGAUCAAUUAUUAGGGGGGUGUUGCACCCCCCACACCCCUAGCUGUCGCUACGGCCCUGUAGACAUGUCAUGCACGUGGACAUUGCUGCCUGACUGCUCUUGACACAUUUUCUAAUUUAAAUACUGAGUGUGCUGUUUAUUUCUUGUCAGUCUUUGAACAUUGACAUUGUAGAGUCUGUUAUAUGUUGUAUUGUGACGGUGAGCACCUUGCAUGGGACUUUGUGCCUCGUUCGUGCAUUAAUUUGGCCGUUUUCUACAAAUUGUGCUUAUGUUGCAAUAUAGUUGAGGUUCUGUUUGUCAGUUGUUGUAUUUGUUCUUGUGAGUGUUUGUCAUAUCGUGUUCAGACUUUUAAUAGUAGAUCUUGUAGAAUACUCAUUACAAUCACGAAGAUAAAUCUGUAAUAAUCACAUGAUUCAAUAUUUUAAUUGAAAUUCAGGCAUUUAAGAGUGUUUUGGUGGCAUUUUCUCCCAUAACCAGGGCCGUAGCCACUAUAUCAUAAAUGGUCAAGUUAAUAGUUUUUGAUUUUCUAACGCUAUUUUCUGCAUUUUGUGGGAUAUUUUAACCAAAUAAUUUGAAUCGUAAACAAGGAAACGUUUAUGCAAUAAAGCAGAAAACAAGACCUAAACAACUUUCAUACAUUAUAUGCAUUUUAUGCGAACAGCUUCAGGUUCUUUUUUCUCAACAUGCGAUUGUUAAUUACUAACGACUUUAAACAAGGAAAUGGGAUGUUGUGUGCAUCAAAUUUGCAGAAAGACCUAAGGUUCGGUGCCUCAGGAUACAUAUAAGUUAACAUUACAACUAAUAUACAAUUAUUGGGCGAGGUUGAGAAAAAUAUCGAUGCCAAAUGGAGAGGCAAAUAAUUUGUCUGCGAGCCACUGACAAAUCGCGAAAUUUUGCGAUAACCGAUUUCAGUAAUUGUUUUGUUAUUUACUUAUUCAUUUUCGAAAUUUAAUGGCCGUCACUAAGUUCAACAAAUCUGUACAAUAACAAUAUCUGAAAAUUUAGCAAUCCAUGUGUACUUUUUUAUCUGAAUUGAUUUUCAAAAAUAUUAAUUAAAUGCGCAUGCAUAAUUCGAUAUUUUGCAAUUGAUAAUUGAUUUCAAAAGUGCGCAUGCUCAGAUCAUUAUUGGCACCAGUAAUUUUCAGCUGACAUAUUAUUCUCACCAGUUAUUUGUAGGCAAAUUAGCCAAUCAACGUUGAUAAAAUGAAUAAGUAAAUGAUAAUUUUUAGAAACUGGAUUGAUUUAAAGUAUAUAUUACUUAAAAUGCAUUAGCAGCUUUGCUGUUUCUUGUCCUUAUUCUAUUGAGAUUGAAUGCCAUGACACAGAUGAGCGAAUGGCCAAAUAUCGAACCACUGUCUUUGAGCUUUGCAAAGAACAAGUUUAGAAAGAGCGGUUUUGAACUAUUAGUCACCAUAAAUCUCGGCCGUCCACACACGUGCAAGCUGCCGCUGGACCUUUACAUUUCCCAAUAUUUCUGUGUCAACUUCCACAACAAAUAAAUGUCAUCAGUCAUCGUCGUACAUAUUAUAUAUCAACAUUAAUUUAAUAAGCGAAAGCAGUGCCCGGUUUUUAACAGCGGUAAUAAUAUUACUUUCUACAUCUCCUUGGGCUAGUCCCCGAGCCUAUGGCGCGAAGCGCCGUGCGUGGGUACUAUCCCCCCGGCCAUUUACACCUGGGGAAACGAAAGCAUUAGCGAAGUCUAAAAUUCAUCAAUGAUCGCGGGCGUGGCUCACCAACAAUGUUUCGAUGGGCGGUCAUCCUCACUGAUCUCAAAUAUACGGCGGACUGUCAUGAAUAGCGGACACUGGUUGGUCCAAUUUAAAGUUUGCAUUAUAUAAACGACUGCAUGACGACAGCGCAAAUAUUUCUUGAUUUGAUGAUUGAUAAAUUUCUUGCAAAUAUGUUUCAUUUUUGCUCGCAUUUUUGCAAGAUUUUGUAAAUUUCAAAAGCUUUCUCAGAAAGAAACGUUUUGCGAAGCGUUUGUGGUUGAAUUUUACCUUAAAUUGAAGCUUAUAUUACGUAUAAUAACAUACCUAACAUAUAAAUGUUGGGAAAUUGAUAAUUUUGUAACUAAAAGUGAUAUUUUUAGGCAAUUUUUCAUUUGUAAGAAUAUUCUUAAAAAAGUAUCGUGUUACCAUGACAACUACUUUAGAUACUUCAUGUUCGGAAAAUGGAAUGGUUUUGUCAGCAAGGCAAGGGUUUCUGCAUGCAUGUAUUUUCUAGUGUAUAAAUGUUUCGUCAGUUCCAAAGUACAUUAUGCUUAUAUUGUACAAAUAAAAACGCUUCUGCCUCUCUAUUCAAAACCAUAUCAUUGGAACUAUUGUUAUUGCAGUCUUUUCUAUCUAUAAAAGUGCUUAUAAUAGGCCUUGUAUACAAGAAAUAUUCUAACGAAAAUAUUUUGAUUAUUUUAGAUCUUGACGAGUGCUCUCUAGGAAGCUAUAAAUGCCAUGCAUACUCAAAAUGUACCAACACUAUUGGAUCAUACAAAUGUAAAUGUCUGGGUGGAUACUAUAGUGUUAGAGAUAUAUGUAAAGGUAUAAAACUUACUUUUAAGUAGAAAAUCUUAUCAAAGCAUGGUGUUUACCUAAAUUCGAUAUUCAAUGUUAAAAGUUGACGUGAUAAAUUGAUUGUUCACGUAACACUGCUGAACAAUCGACUGUCGAAGUUAAAUUGAUUGAGGAAGGUAGCGAAACAAAUGGAAUUUUGGGACAGUAUUUCAAAUGGCAUUUCGUGUGUUCUGGGAAAUUUAACUACCCACAACAACGACAAGCAUAUUUUAAAGAUAAGCCUACUAUUAGUUCUUUCAAACGAGAUGCCAUAAGCAGGACCGUAACUUGGGUAUUACGACUGGGGGGGGGUACGUAUGAGUUUGUUUAGGCCGACCAAAUGGGCGGGGCGGAAGUCGUGACGAACGGGGGGGGGAAGUUUUCCUACAAUUAAUACUUUUCAAAAAAUUAUGUAAAAUAUGUUGCUGAAUUACAUAUUUUUUGCCCGACCAAAAAAUAUGUAAUUUUUUUAUUAAAAUUGCUAAAAUUGCCCGAUCGACAAAACUGCAAUAUUACAACAUUGGGUGGAGGGGGGACACUCCUAGGAGUUACUCCCCUAGCCAUAAGCUACUAUUAGUUCUAUUGAGGUGCCGAAAGCAAGCUCCUAUUUAUAGUUCUAUCGAACAAAAUGCCAAAAAUCUCGGUACUUACCAACAUAGUUCUACUGGCAUUAGUACAUUAUAUAUACAGGAAUCGGCGGUCCAUGCUCAACAACUGGACUCUAGCUGUAGCUCAGUUGGUUAAUUAGAGUAGUUCGUCGGAAUCAAAGAACCACAUGUUCCAUUCCAGCCAGAGAGAUGAUAAUUGCUCCUGGUUAAGUCUAUAAACAAUACAAACAACUUACACUCGCAAAUUCCAUCAACAAAACCAUUCAAGAUGUAUUCGUAAUUUUCACACUUGGCACACAGAUCCUCCUUGUAAAAAAUUGAUGGUGUACUUUUAAAACCUUUGGAAUGGUGUCAUUUCUUCUAUUCGAUGUCGAAAGACACAAAAAUUCCGAAAUUUAAUCAGAAAUUUUGCAACAAACCAAUUUUGAUCUGCGAAUUUAAUGUGGAAGUGUACGUUAGAGAAACUGAAAUCACUGCUCAACCCCAGAUUUAUUUAUUGAACAUCACUUUAAUAUUAUGAUCGCAUUUCAGAUGUUGACGAGUGUAUUCUGGAUAGUCAUAUAUGUCACGCCAAAGCAAACUGUACCAACACCAUUGGAUCAUAUCAAUGUCGAUGUCAUACUGGAUAUUCUGGAGAUGGAAUGAUUUGUAAAGGUAUAUAAUUACUACAUACAAGCAGCAGUAUCUAUCAAUCUUUUGUUCUGCUACAUUUAGCAGCUAACCUGUAUCAUCAUUACUCAACAACUGUAGCUGAGUUGGUUAAUUAGAGUGCUUCAACGAAAUCGCAGGGCCACAUGUUCCAUUUCAGCCAGAGAGAUGAUAGUUGCUCCUGGUUAAGUCUGUAAACAACCUAUACGUGCAAUUUUCAACAACAAAACAUUUCAAGAUGUAUUAGUAAUUUCACAUUUGCAUUUCUAUAGAACAAACAGAUUUUUAAAAACUGCGCAUUUCAUGUGGAAGUGCACAAAUUAGAAAAACUGAAAUCACUGCAGUACUGCAGAUUAUUGAACAUUAUUUUAAUAUUAUGAUCGCAUUUCAGAUGUUGACGAGUGUAUUCUAGAUAGUCAUAUAUGUCACACCAAAGCGAACUGUACCAACACUAUUGGAUCACAUCAAUGUCAUUGUCAAACUGGCUAUUCUGGAGAUGGAAUGAUGUGCAAAGGUAUAUUCCUAGAUUUGCA
Paramuricea clavata is the source of this 14402-nucleotide messenger RNA. The record is from the annotation of a GenBank genome assembly. NCBI's taxonomy places the organism in Eukaryota, Metazoa, Cnidaria, Anthozoa, Malacalcyonacea, Plexauridae.